GGUCAUGCCCUGCACGAUCAAGAUCCGGCUCGUCGAGGCCCGGGGGCUCCCGGUGGCCGACCGCGCGACCAAGGUCGCCGACGCGUAUGUGGACAUCACCUUCGCGUCGUUCGAGGCCCGGUCGAGCGUCUCGCGCAAGUCGCUGACGCCCCGCUGGGACGAGGAGUUCCGCUUCGACGUGGCCGACGAUGCGGUCCUCCAGAGCCAGCCCAUCAUGUUCAAGGUCAUGGACCACGACGUGUACACGACGGAUGCGACGAUCGGCGCCGUGUACGUGGACCUCAACUGCAUCCUCAUGAAGGACGGCUGCUCCGUGCAAGGCUGGUACCCGAUCUACGACACGCUUCUCGGCGUGCGCGGUGAGCUGAGCCUCGUGAUCCGCCUCCACUACUUUGGCGACAUCAACCCGUUCCGCGAGAGCAGCGCGGGCGUCCAGUUCUUCUCACUCUCGACGCUCGACCCGGAUAUCUUUACGAUGCACAAGACGCUCGGCUUUGUCGAGGAGCUCGUCGUGCACGCCGACCCCGAGUACUCGUGGAGCGACAGCUUUCGCACGUCACGCAAGAGCAACGAGUACCGGCAAAUGCUGCUCUACAAGCUCUCGUCCCAAGUCUCGACCAUGGUCGGGAAGAAGGCCAUGGAGCUCGGCGGCAACGCUGUCCUCGGCUACCGCCAGUUCUUUGACGUCGAAGGCGACAGUGGCAUGGUCGCGCGCGCGUGCGGCACGGCGUGCUUCAUCUUGCCGACCGAGAAGAACCCGCCGCCGCCGCCGGACGGACCGACCGUCGUCGCCACGUCGUCGCAGUCGAGUCUUGGCUUGGGCACGAUCGAGCACGACGUCGAUGUGCUCCUCUCGGGUCUCUAUGGAAAGCGAUCGCUCAACAACGACGACGCGCAAACGCCAAGCCUCGAGUCGACAUCGGGCCCGGCGGCGUCGCCGUCACUCGCGGCCAUCGAACCUGCGUCCUCGUCGCCGCGUCUACCGACCAUUAGCCUACGCAAAGCGUUUUGGAAGACGAAGAAGGACAACUUUGAGCUCGGCGCGCACGACGAGGUCCAACUCUGGACGAUCAAGUCGUUUACGCCCGACGCUCGCUUGCGCUUUGGCGGGAUCGUCACGGCGCGAUCCGUCAAGUUUCUCGGUCGCAUGGCCACCAAGCUCGUGGACCAAGAGACACGGGACUCGUGGUGGAUGGAGCUCCGGGAAGAGGUCCGGUCGCACGCGCAGUCGCUGCAGUGCUCGCACGUCGUCGGGUACAUCGAGUCGUGCACGAUCCAUGACGACGUUUGCGUUCUUUCGGCCACCGGCACCGCCGCGGUGGUCAAGUACGGUCCGAAGCGUCACCGUGGGCUCCUCAAGGCAUCGACAGACGAGCUCAGCGACCAGUCGCCGUCCCUUCGCCCGACGCCGGCCCCGCGCCGCCGUGGCAACGCACCGUCGAUCCAAGACUCGCCGUGCUUUGUGUGCCACAUUCCGUACUCGCGCUCGCUCGCGCCCUUCUCCAACAUGCGCAUGGUGCGCUGCGGCAUCUGCGGUCGCAAGUGGGUCCCCGAAAUGCUCUUUUCGUCCACCGAGCCGCCCAGUGGCAUGGCGCUCACCGGGUCCGGUGCGUUUAUCCAAGCCCGUGUCUGCCGGCAGCGUCGUCGCGGCGCGGGCGACGUGAACGCAACGAUCGUCUCGGAAGCGCUUCCGUUCCUCGAGUACGAGCUCCAUCGCCAGCUCAUGGCCAAGAUGCGUGUGCUUGGCGUCAACUCGCUCUUUGGCUUCGAGUCCCAAGUGCAGAUUAGCGGCUCGUUUGUCAUUGGCAUCAUCACGGGCACGGGCAUGUACCUCCCGGCGCUGCCGCUGCCGCAAGUGCUGCGCAUUACGCGCAACAUUGACGUCAAAGACGACGAAGACCGCCGCCUUGUGCAGCUGCAGUCGCAGAUUGAGCGCCUCAGCAACCAAAACCGCGCCGCCAUGAAGAAGGAUGCAGUGGGCACGAUCGCCCCCGAGUUUGCGACGUGGAAGCAGCGCCCGCUCUUUGAAGACGACGCGCCGGUCAAGCGUCGAUCGCGCAAGGGCCGCGCCAUGCGUCUUUCGCGCGGCGACUCGGAGGCCGACCCGUCGGUCCUGCGCAAGACGCCGCAGUCGAGCAACGUGAGCCUCGACGAGAGCAACGGCCUCGACGACGACAAGGACAACAAGUCGUCGUCGUCGUCGUCGUCGUCCGACUCGGAGGAAGACUUUAACCCGGACGGCUUUAGCGAUACCAAGCACCCGUUCGUCCUUGAGAUUGAUGACGAGACGGACGAAGACUUGAUGUCGGUCUUGCUCGAGCAGCCGCUGCCCGAAGGCGUCUCGAUCUACAACACGGACCGGCUUCCCGGCGCGUCGUCGCCCGGGCGCAACAUCCACCUCUUCCUCUCCAUGAAGCGCGUCGAGUGGGACGAGGAGCACAUGCGGGACACGCGCCUCAACGUGCUUUUUUCCCAAGUGUUUAAAAACCUCUUUGCGAGCAUCCUCUUCAAGCUCCGAGCGUUUGCGCCGUGCGUCGUCUGCGGCCUCAAGACCCGCGUCGCCCUCGCAGGCGAGAACAUUAUUGAGGUCGUUCUCAUGGGCAUGGCGAUGCUCGAUGGGCAUGAAAACUCGUGUGACGACGACGUGGUCAUCCAGAGCCUCAACUUUCCCGUGCCCGAGGACGACGAAGAUGCGUUCCAUGCGGCCAGCGACGGCAACAACGACGACGAGAACGAAUCGGACGAGACGGCGCGCCGGGCGCUGCGUCUUCAGAUCCAGCAGCACCGCCCAUCGUCGUCGUUCAUCUCGGUCGGGUCGCCGACAGGCCGUCCAAUGAGCCCGCUCUCGAAUGCGCAUCCCAACCCGUUCCACCAGAGCUCGAGUGCGCGCGAGUGGAUUGAGCUCACGCCGCUUUCGUAUGUGCCCGGUUCCAAGAUCCUCCGCUAUCUCGGACGCAUCACGCUGCACUUUAUCAAGGAGAGCUGGACCGUCCGCGAGCUUGGUGGCCUCGGCGCCUUCUUCCACCUCUUCCUCAGCGAAGCCAUCGCUGUUGUCCGUGCGCAUGUCCGUGCGCUCGGUGGCAAUGCGAUGCUGAGCUUCCGCCUCGUGCCGAUCGAGUCGAGCCAGCUCUACCGCAACCAAGUCUACAACAUGAUCUCCGUGACGGGGGACGCGGUGCUUCUUGAGCGUGACCAGAGUCCGCUGCCGGUCGGAUGGUACACCAACCAAGCGUCGCGGGCCCACCCGCACCUCGAAUUCAUCGCGAAACUCGACGCGCGCAACCACGGGGCAUAGGAGACAACUACAUGUCUUUAAACCAUUGCAGACACCUUGAAGC
Saprolegnia parasitica CBS 223.65 is the source of this 3338-nucleotide messenger RNA. RefSeq lists its product as hypothetical. The transcript is spliced from 17 exons. The coding region runs from base 5 to 3295 and encodes 1096 amino acids. Gene Ontology annotation, biological process: intracellular protein transmembrane transport; protein localization to plasma membrane; positive regulation of protein targeting to membrane. NCBI's taxonomy places the organism in Eukaryota, Oomycota, Saprolegniomycetes, Saprolegniales, Saprolegniaceae. The record is from RefSeq and is a predicted model, not a curated record. Gene Ontology annotation, molecular function: calcium ion binding; calcium-dependent phospholipid binding. Gene Ontology annotation, cellular component: plasma membrane.